Anopheles marshallii is the source of this 1717-nucleotide messenger RNA. Its product is annotated as probable cytochrome P450 9f2. Gene Ontology annotation, molecular function: iron ion binding; oxidoreductase activity, acting on paired donors, with incorporation or reduction of molecular oxygen; heme binding. The transcript has a single exon. Lineage: Eukaryota; Metazoa; Arthropoda; Insecta; Diptera; Culicidae. Bases 131 to 1717 code for a protein of 528 amino acids. The record is from RefSeq and is a predicted model, not a curated record.
GUAUAUUUUCGUGGGACUAUGUUAUUGCGAUGGCGUUCUCUUCAGCGUUAGUUCCGUGUAACGCGUGCAUGAAGGAAGUACAACAAAUUCGGCGCUCCUUCAAGGUGACUUACGCGAAUCCGUGCACAAAAUGUUUCUACUGUGGGCGUUGCCGUUGGCCCUUUAUCUGUUCUAUCGGUGGAGUGUGGCAACGUACGAUUACUUUGAGAAGCGCAACAUCCCGUACGUGAAGCCGGUUCCGUUUUUCGGUCAGGUGUGGUCAUUCUUCACGCAAGGGAAACAUGCUGUGGAUGUCGCUUCCGAGGGAUACUACAUGUUCCCGAACACUCGCAUCUCGGGUGUGUUUACGCUGCGCACUCCGUCCUACCUGGUGCACGAUCCGACCCUGUACAAGCAGAUGGCCAUUAAGGACUUUGACCACUUUACCGACCACGUGACGGAGUUCUACACGGACACGGAUCCAAUUCUGGCCCGGUCCCUCUUCUUCACCAAUGGCACGCACUGGCGUCAGCAUCGGUCCGGUUUGAGUCCGGCCUUCACCGGCAGCAAGAUGCGCAGCAUGUUCGGGCUCCUGUCCAAGAGUGCCGGCGAUGCGAUGGACCGGUUGGUGGUGUUCUCCCGCGGCAAACCGUUCACGAUGGAGCUGCGAGAUCUGUACUCGCGACUCGGCAACGAUGUCAUGACGUCGAUCUCGUUCGGUGUCGAGGUGGACUCGCUGACGGACCGUGACAAUGAGUUCUUCCUCAAGGGCAAACGGUUGGCCCAAAUCGACGGACUGCCCGGCUUAAAGUUCCUGAUGGCAACCACCAUCCCGAAAGUGUUCCGCUUCCUGCGGCUCAGCGGCAUGUACAAGGAUGUGAACGAGUUCUAUCUGGACGCGGUAUCGCGCAACAUUAAGAUGCGCGAAGUGAAUCGAAUUACCCGACCGGACUUUAUCCAUCUGUUGCUGCAGGCACGCAAGAAUACUCUGGGGGCCGAAAAACAUGACGAUGAUACGCUGCAGGAUGCUGGCUUCUCCACCGCUCAGACCCAUGCAGUGGAGCAGAAGGGUGAACAAGGGUUGAGUUGGGAAGAUAUUGACAUUGCGGGAGCUACGGCUUCCUUCUUUUUUGGAGGCAUCGAGACGACCACCACGCUGCUGUGCUUUGCAAGUUACGAGCUUGCGUUGAACCCAACGGUCCAGGAUCGGUUGAGAGCGGAAAUUGACGCAAUACGGGAUGAGCUGCCGGACGGGAAAACGCCAACCUACGAGAUUCUGCAGAAGAUGAAGUACCUGGACAUGGUUGUCUCGGAGACACUGCGUCGAUGGACGCCACUGGGACUUACCAAUCGCAAGUGUACCAAAAACUACACGCUCACCAACACGGACGGCACGCGUAUUACGAUCGAGCGAGGUCACAACGUGUCGAUACCUCUGAAGUCCUUCCAUCUGGAUGAGAAAUUCUACCCCGACCCGCUACGAUUUGAUCCGGAACGGUUCUCCGAUCCCCACAACAUCAACCAGGACGCGUACGUGCCAUUCGGGACCGGGUUGCGCAACUGCAUCGGUUCACGGUUGGCUUUGAUGCAGGCGAAAUGCAUUCUAUUCCUCAUGCUAUCGAACUUCAUCAUACAACCCGACACGAAACUGACCAUCCCCGUAGUGAUUGAUGAAACGUCAGCCGGGCUCAACGCGAAGCAUGGCUUCUGGAUGAAUUUGGUACCACGGCGCACGUAA